Dermacentor silvarum is the source of this 6897-nucleotide messenger RNA. RefSeq names its product proline-rich protein 36-like. NCBI's taxonomy places the organism in Eukaryota, Metazoa, Arthropoda, Arachnida, Ixodida, Ixodidae. The coding region runs from base 111 to 6371 and encodes 2086 amino acids. The transcript is spliced from 3 exons. The record is from RefSeq and is a predicted model, not a curated record.
AGUUGCGAUAUUUUCUGGGUCACUGUGCAGCCGGGAUGCGCCUAGACUAGUCCGGACCGACGACGCCCCCCCCAACCUGCGCUUGGGACGAGCACGCUCGGCGCGCAAACAUGAUACCACAUGCCUCUGCUGUGGCUUUGUUCGUCUGCCUCUUGGUCGCCGUCGGGGCAGAGCCACAGCAUAAUGACGGCGAAGCAAGAAGAGAAGAGGACGUGACGGUACGGCUGGCGCGCUUCGUCGAAAGCCUAUACGAAGACCUAGAGGAAGCAGCCCAAACAAAUGUCGCCAGGCCUUUCCCAUCACACGAGGCUUUUCACGAGUUUCAUUCUCAGCCAGUUCGACCAUUCCAGCAGGGAAGGCCACCGGGGGGCGGCGGGGCCGUGUCACCUCCGCCGUCGAGGCCCACACCAGGACCACCCGGUCAGCCUGUGGCUCCUCCUGGACCAACCAGCCCUCCGCGGAGACCACCGGGAACUGCUUUGUUCGGGGAACCGUUCGAGCCACCUAAGGGGCCGCAGAAGCCUCCUUCGCCAUCCCGAGGAACAGGCGGGUAUGGAAGGCCUGAGGGACCGCUUCUACCGCCUAGUAACGUACUCGAGCCAGAAAUUGUUGGUCCCGUUCUAGAGUAUGAACCACCUGACCUACCUCAAAGGCCACCAGUAUUCAGCGGCUAUCCUAUCAACACUAUUGACUUGCCACCAGCUCCUCCACGGCAGCCACCAAGACCAAGGCCUCCACCACAGCCAGUAGCUCCCCCACCGCCAAAAUUUGUUGGUGUUCUCAUUCCCGCGGAUAAGACACCCCAGUUGCCACGACCACCUUUUCCCCCACCAGGACCACCCGCGCCCAGGCCACCUAUUUCAAGGCCUCCAGCUCCAAGGCCACCGGCUCCAAGACCACCAGCUCCCAGGCCACCAGCUCCCAGCAUUAGCCGUGUUCCUCCAGCGCCCCCUCCACCGUUUGCUAGGCCACCGUCAGGCGCGGGUGGUAUUUCAUUCGAUGUGCAAACCGGAGUCGCGAAGCCUCGUCCGGGGCCACCACCUGUAACUCCUGGCCCUCCAGGGGAAGGUUUUGGAUAUGGGCCACCAAGGCGUCCUCCUCCAUCUCCUCCAGGUCCAGGAGCUGGCAUCGGACCCUUGCCCCAGCCGCCAAGGUUCCCGGCAGGCCCUCCACCCGGCCCUGCACCUCCAAGGCCUCCAUCCUUGCCCCGCCCUCAGGGCCCGUCCCCAUACCCUUUUCCCAGACCUCCUGGUCCUGCGCCCUCUCCUCCUCGCGGAGUUGCUCUAUUUCCAGAAGGAAGACCCCAGCCUUCACCUCCUCAGCCUCCUAGGCCGGGGGCGCCGCGGCCACCAGCGCCUCCUCGAUUACCGGCGCCAUCACCACCACCAGGCUUCUUUCAGCCAGGCGUAGGUCCCGCCGCGCCGGGGCCUCUCAGGCCAACGACACCUGGUAUUCCUGCUCCUCCUGGAACAGCCAGACCUCCAUCUCCCCCACGCGGACCAGUCACUGGUGGACGAAAGCCUUCUGACAUACCACAUCAUAAGUUCCACGAAUUCCUUGUCACAGGACCCAAAGCGCCAAGACCAGGAGGUGCGCUAUUCCCUGGGGCUGGGGUGCCAGGACAAAGGCCGCCAGGACCACAGCCAAGACCACCUUCACCAACACCGGGAGGACCGUUCAUCCCCCCGUCACCACCAACCUUUCCCAUACCAGCUCCACCAAGACCGGGCGCUCCUCCAGCAGGGCCUCCUCCACCAAGACCUCCUCCUCCAGGGCCUGGUCGUCCACUGAGGCCACCAUCUCCACCAGGCUUCCCCACACCAGCUCCUCCAAGACCAGGUGCUCCUCCACCAGGGCCUGGUCGCCCAUCACGGCCACCGCCUCCUCCUAGCUACCCCAUACCAGCGCCACCAAGACCGGGCGGUCCUCCAGCGGGACCGCCGCCACCAGGACCGCCUCCUCUGGGUCCUCCUCCUCCAGGACCCGGCCGUCCUCUGAGGCCGCCGUCCCCACCCGGAUACCCCUCGCCCACACCACCAAGACCAGGCGGUCCACCAUCGGGACCUGGCCGCCCACCACGGCCACCUCCUAGCUAUCCGAUACCAGCACCCCCAAGACCAGGUGGUCCUCCUUUCGGGCCACCACCACCAAGUCCCCCGCCACCAGGGCCCGGUCGUCCCCUGAGGCCUCCAUCACCACCAAGUUUCCCAAUACCAGCUCCACCCAGACCAGGAGCUCCACCGCCAGGGCCUGGCCGCCCACCAAGGCCACCGGCACCACCGGGAUUUCCUUCACCACCGCCGAGGGGACCCCCGCCACCACCUCGACAACCUCCUCCUGGUGGGCCGCCACCCUCCCCUCCUGAAUUUCCGGAAACCCCCGGUUACCCCUCAAGACCAGCGAGACCGCGUCCUAGGCCACCGCCGGGAGUCGCACUUUAUCCAGAGGGAAGGCUGCCUGACAGGCCGCCACCAGGUCCCGGAAGGUUUCCUUCUCCACCACCACCUGGUAGGAGGCCAUCGCCAGCGGGACCAGGAACAUUUCCCACACCACCUCGCGUGCCAGCGCUACCACCACCACCACCGCCCGGUGUAUCUCCUAUUCCUGGAGGCGUGCCGAGGCCUACACCAAGGCCAGGGCCAUCACCAGCUCCCCCAAGGCCUCCUUCCUUCCCACAACCAGGCCCAGGACCAUUUCCAGCUAUUCCAAGUGGCCCUCCAAGACCACCUACAAGGCCCGCAGUACCACCAACGCAACCCCCUCGGCCACCACGACCCCCGACAUUCCAACCGGGCCCGUUUCCAGGACCACCAGGAGACGAGGAUCAGUUUCCAGAAACUCCUGGAUAUCCCUCAAAACCAUCCAGGAAACGACCACCUCCUCCACCGUCAAGGGGGACAGCCAUAUUUGGCGAGCCUGGUGUACCAACUCCCCCACGGAGACCACCACCUCCGCCUUCUCCGAGGCCACCCUCACCUCCACUGGGACCAAUAACACCAAGACCAACGCCUCUAGGUCCAGCGCUACCACAGCCAACGCCACGACCAGCGCCAGGACCUUUCCCACCGCGACCACAACCACCGCCAGGCGCACCUGGUAUUCCUGGAAUUCCUCCCCAGAUACCGAGGCCGCCUUCACCGCCGCAGGUACCUAGACCACCAGUGUCACGCCCACCAGGACCUGGACAGCCUGGUGGAAGGCCAAAGCCAUCUGUUCAUGACAUUCCACAUCACAAAUUUCAUGAAUUUUUGGCUCAGCCUGUGAAACCUGGUACAGGAGCAGGACAGGUUCCUGGUAUUGGUGGUUACCCUUCACGACCACCGAGGCCUCGACCCCCACCUCCAUCGGCAGGAGCCGCUGUGUUUCCACAAGGGCCGCCACCUAGACCUUUGCCUUCACCACCACCCUCGCCACCGUUUCGGCCUCCAGGCCCUCCGCCGCCACAAGCUCCAUCGCCUCCGAGGUUUCCAGGACCCCCUCCUCCGCGACCAUCACCUCCCCCACAAAGACCUUCACAGCCACAGUUCCCUCCUGGUCCACAAGGCCGACCUCCUGGACCUGGAGCACCAUUCCCACCUUCGAGGCCACCAACACCACUACCGCCGCCUCCCCAAAGACCGCAACCUGCGUUUCCUGCACCGCCAGCCCCACAAAGACCACCACCUGGAGUAGCCCUGUUUCCUGAAGCACCGUCAUACGGUGGUAGACCUGCAAGGCCAAGACCUAGGCCAUCGCCCCCCGCAGGUGGACCAGCACCAAGACCUCCAGCACCACCACGGCCUCCUCCACCGGUUUCUCCAGCACCGCCACCAGUUCCAAGGCCACAGAUACCUGGACCACAACAACCACCAAGAUUCCCUCCUGGCCAGCAGCCGCAACCUUUUCCAAGCCCAAGGCCUCCUCCUCCAUCAAGACCUCUGGUACCACCACCGCCGCCUCCUGCACCGCGACCCCCUCCGCAACCUCGACCCACUCCUGGUCCACGACCUGGCCCCGCUCCACCAGGACCGAGACCGUAUCCUGGUCCUCCUCCUAUACGACCAACCCCUACACCACAACCACCCAGGCCUUAUCCUGGUCCUUCUCCUGUGCAACCGUUUCCAGGACCACCGCCCCCAGUAGGACCAACUCCAGGACCACCCUUCGCGCCAAGGCCACCGCCAGGUCCAAGGCCUAUUCCGGCACCAACUCCUCUGCCAUCACCAAGGCCACCUCCCACUCCGACUUUCCCAAGGCCUCAAGUUCCGACUGGACCCGGACGAGUUCCUCCACCGGUGGCACCACCACCUCCUGGGCCGGGUACCGGAGACUUCCCUGAAGCGCCUGGUUAUGGAGCAAGACGCCCACGUCCAAGGCCACCUCCAGGGAGAGUUUUGUAUCCUGAAGGUGUAACUCCCUCUCGACCACCUCCAGGUCCAGGUCGCCGCCCAGCACCUCCAUCACUUGGCCCACAGCCUCGACCACCAGGGCCCACGGGUCCAACACCGUAUCCGAUACCAGGGCCUCCUCCAAGACCACCAGCACCUCCUGCUCCUCCACGACCUCCAGCUCCUCCACCACCUCCGAGACCCGGUACGCCAGCUCCACCAGCUUUCCCACCACCAACUCCAGGGCAAUUCCCGCAACCCAGACCACCCUCACCACCAGGUCCAUCGCGUCCAGCUCAACCAGGGAGACCAGCAGGGCAGAGGCCUUCUGUAUCUGAUAUACCCCAUUCAAAAUUUCAUGAAUUUCACCAGCAACCUGUGAGACCACAAGUAGGAGGCAGGCCCCGCCCAACUCCAGGUGUUGCUUUAUAUCCUGAACCUGGUCCAGCAAGGCCAACAGGACCACCGCGAAUCCCAUCGCCACCAACGCCUGCACAACCCUUCCCAUCUCCAAGACCUCCAGGACCAUCACCACAACCAAGACCUACACCCAGACCACCAGCAUAUGUACCUCCAGCUCAACCACGUCCUCCGCAGUUCCCACGACCUCCUGGCCCUGUUCCCACACCCCCUGGUCCAGUACCGAGACCACCACCACUACCACGCCCAUCUCCACCAACGAGGCCUCCUUCACCCAGGCCACCAGCCUAUUUACCACCUCAACAACCUCCAUCACCAGUGUCCCCUGCACCACGGCCACCUCCACCGCCUCGACCAGUACCAUCACCGAGACCUCCAUCACCGCUACCUCCUGCACCACGGCCACCUCCACCUCCUCGACCAGUGCCAGCACCGAGACCCCCAUCACCUGUGCCCCCUACACCACGUCCACCUCAGCCACCUCGACCAACGCCAGCACCAAGACCUCCAUCACCUUUUCCCCCUGCACCACGGCCACCUCCACCACCACGACCAGUGCCAACACCUAGGCCACCAGCUUAUGUACCACCUGGACCAACCAGCCCAAGGCCACAGCCGCCAUCUCCAAGGCCACCUCCCGGACCUCCUCGAUUUCCAGGUCCUCCUCCUGCGCCAUCACCUCCAAGGCCUCAAGUUCCCUCAGUUCCACCAUCUCCAGGAUUUGUUACACCGCCCCCAUACAGGCCAUCCCGUCCAGUGUCACCGCAAAUACCACAAGGUCCCGGAGGCACAGGUGUCACACCGAGUUUUCCUGCACCACCACCUGCCAUACCGCGACCCAGUCCAAGACCUCCGCAACCAUCACCGCCACCUCGACCGCCAGUAACGCCGAGCAUUCCAGGUCCAUCACCUCCGGCUCCACCAUCGGGAUUCCCCGACAGUCCAGGAUAUGGUAGCAAGCGCCCUACGAGACCCAGGCCACCAGCAACAGGAGGAAGGCCACUACCACCUGGACCACUUCCUCCUGUUCCACCUCCCCUUCCGAAUGUCCCUGAACCAACAAGGCCAGAAAUACCACAACCUGUACCCCAACCAUUCCCUGAAGCACCAGGAUAUGGACAGGGCAGACCAAGGCCGCCGCCCAGGCCUCAACCUCGACCUCAAGUUCCUGGUCCGGCACCACCUGUUAGACCACAGGGACCAACAGAAGUCAGGCCACAAGUACCACCAAGGAGGCCAACUGGGACAGCCUUAUUCGGUGAACCUGGAGAGCCAUCACCUAGGCCACCAAGACCGAGACCAGGGCCCGGUCCUGGUCCACAGCCCCCUGCACCAGAACCUUUCCCAGACCAGCCAGGCUAUGGUUCGAAACGCCCUAGGCCUGGAACUACGCCGUCUGGUCCAGGCCAACGACCUGGAGGAGGUGUUCUUUUUCCUGACACCCAGACUACUGCGAGGCCUUCGGUCCCUGGAGGCCGGCCUGGCGACACAGGAGAGGGAAAGCAACCUAUACGCUUCCCUUCUCAUAAAGCGUUUCACGAAUUCCACAACGCCCCCAUCAGAAUUCGAAAUAACAUAGGCUGAGAUGACACAGAGUUCAACACUCCUUGUCGGCACUGGUCCUGACUGCACUAUGUAUGCAUAGUGCCUCCACGAUUUUUGGAGAACGGAUUUACAGGCAAAGAAAAUUAGAGCUACCAACGGUUGCUGUACGUAGCUCUGCAUUAUAAAACAAGAGCAUGAUGGAAAAUCACAUCUAUCACUUAUGGAAAGAAUGCCGCGCCAUCGGCGAGACCAAAUGAAACAUGUAAGAGCACUGAAGGAAAUAGCCUGUAUCAUUCCUGCUGCUGGAGGAGCCUGAUGUUUACAUGCCAUUGUAUAUUUUUGUUAAUAACUCUGUCAUUGUUUGUGAGUGAGACAUAUUUGCGGUUGUAUUUUUUUUCCUUGUUGCUAUAUUUAAGUUUCUUUAAUAAAGCCAUACAACAGCAGGCGGUUUCUGUUCUGCAUUUAUUGUAAAGAAAUGGACACGAUGGCAACGUUUUUAUGUUGCUAAGUCUAGUUAUUCUGAACAAUAGCUCCCAAAUUACGCUUCAGUAAUAUCACUCACAUG